GUUUCGCCGACCGCUCGCCGGCGCCGCCGCCGCCGCCAUGUACAACGGCAUCGGGCUGCAGACCGCGCGCGGGUCCGGCACGAAUGGCUACGUCCAGACCAACAAGUUCUUCAUCCGGCCGCGGACCGGCGGCCCCCCCAAGGCGCCGUUCCCCAGCUACGACGACGCCCCCGGCGCCGGCGCCGGCUCCGGGGGCCUCGGCGGGAUGCGGAAGCCCAACAAGGAGAUCCUCGAGCACGACCGGAAGCGGCAGGUGGAGCUGCGGCUGGUCUUGCUGAGGGACACCCUCGAGGAGCAGGGCUACACGGAGGGCGAGAUCGAGGAGCGCGUUGAGGAGGCGCGCAAGGAGGCCGAGAUCGAGGCUGCUGCCGCUGCCGUCGUCGCGGAGGCCGGAGGCAAGGCACCUGCAGGACGUCCAGGCGAAGGGUUUACGGGCACACAGAGCCACCAUGUCGCUGCACGGAAGGAGAAGCAACUUGAGACAAUGAGGGCUGCUCUUAGGCUGGAUGUUGGACAGAAGAAGAAAGAUGAUGUGGACAGUGAUCCGGAGUCUGGGGAGCUUGUACCUGGAAAGGAAUAUGAUGGAUUGGAUAUUGAUGCUCACAACGAUAGUAAGGCUUUAAAGGAUGGUAAAAAGCAUGCAAAGAAGGGGAAGAAGGGAAGAGGGAAUGAUAGAAAGGGUCACAGCAGAAGUUCUAGGAAGAGUAAGCAUGGGUAUGAAUCAGAAGAUGAUUCUGAGACUGACCAUGAUGAGAAAAACGGAAAUAAACACGUGAAGAAAUCCUUCUUAGAUAGAGAUGUUGAUGACUAUGUUCAUAAGAACACAAAACAUGGAAAAGACACUCGUCCUAUUUCUGAGGCUGAUUCAGAAAGUGAUCACGGCAAGAAGACAAAACAGGCGAAACACAGUCGUGAUGAGGGAAAGAAGGUGCCUGUGAAGAGCUCUCGCCAUGACGCCAAGGAUGAGAAAUCCAGAAGAAGCAAGUACAAGGAUGAUUCGUACAGUGACUCGGAGAGUGAUGUGUCGUACAGUGAUUCAGAGAGUGAUUAUGAUCAGAAAAGGAAAAAAUCCGCUCAACACAAUUCUAAAGAUGAUAAACAAGCACCAAAAGCUAAAGAGAAGGAAUCCAAUUUUGAAAAAAAUGUUGAUAAGCGCAAGAGGCAUGAUUCUGAUUCAGAUGGUUAUGCUCAUGAGAGGAAAGUACACCUUGAUGCAGCGGUUGUUAGGAAGGACCAUUCACAUGAAAAAUCUAAGAGCGACCUGAAGGGUGAUGAAUAUAAAAACAAAAGGUCUGUGAAGACUUCUCGCCAUGACUCUGAAGAUGAGAAGCUACACAGCAAGGUUGAUAACCGCAAAAGGCAUGAUUCGGAUUCGGAUGGCUAUGCUCACAAGAGGAAAGUACACCUUGAUGCAGCGGUUGUUAGGAAGGACCAUUCACAUGAAAAAUCUAAGAGCGACCUGAAGAGUGAUGAAUAUAAAAACAAAAGGUCUGUGAAGACUUCUCGCCAUGACUCUGAAGAUGAGAAGCUACACAGCAAGGUCCUUCCGAAGGACAAGUACACUGACGAAUACCAGAGGCCUGUGAAGACUUCUCGCCAUGGAUCUGAAGAUAAGAAGUCACAAAGCAAGGUCAUUCGGAAGGACAAGUACACUGACGAAUCAGAGACUGACUCAGGGAUGCAUGAAAAGAAGAAAGCUGCAAAGUCCUCUCAUCAUGUUUCUAAAGUUGACAAACCAGCACCAAAACUUAAAGAGAAGGAUGAUGACACUGGUAAAAAUGUUGCUAAGCGUGUGAGGCAUGAUUCUGAUUCUGAUUCUGAUGAAUGGAAAGGACGGCUUGACACAAAGGUUAAAAAGAUCGUGGAAGAAAAAAGAAGGGUGAUGAGCUCAAGUGAUAGUUCAUUUUACAGCGGCAGCAGCAGUGGUAGCAGCAGCAGUGAAUCAGAUGCGAGUGCUGAAAGCCGGGAGAAUAGGAAAUCUGGGAGAGGAUUGAAGAAUAGUGAAGAUAAGAACUAUGCUAAAAGAGCUUCUUACAAGAAUGAGUCAGAUGAAAGGAAAAUCAGUCAAGAUGGGAGAAGAAAGGAUCUCAACGAUCAAAGGCAUAAGGAGGAAGAGAGAAUGGAGAGAGAGAAACAAAAACAGAGGGAGGAACAGAGGAAGGAGUUGGCGAAGCAAAAACACCUGGAGGAAGGGAGAAAGGAGUUGGAGAAGCAAAAACGCGAGGAAGAAGAGAGGAAGGAGCUGGAGAAGCAAAAACAGAGGGAGAGGGAGGAAGAGAGACCGAAAGAGAGAGAACAUGAGAGGAGGAAAGGUGAACAUGGUAUGGAAAGGGACUACAAAAGAGAAGUUGGAGAAGACAGAUAUGACCCAAGUGCAAAUAGAGACAGUGAUGAUGAGUACAGGGGCCGGAGGCCGCGUGAAGACUAUGGUCGACACAGAACUGAUAGCCGUGAUCCGAAGAGGUCUAGAUAUGACGACUCUUAUAAGCACUCAAGACCGGAGUAUGAAGAUCGCUAUUCUAGAGAUGAGUACAGAGACAGGAGGCAUCGUUGAAUGCAGAGCUUAUCUUAUAUCCAUCUCAUCUCAAUUAUGGUGAAGCAAAGGGCAGCGCUGGUAUAUCUUCUUGAGCAAGGACGGUUACACUGGGUUACAUUGAAGUUUCAGACGUUGAGCCUAGCACAAGAUUUUGGCCGUGAUAGUUAAUUUUGGUCAUCCAUCAAUGAGCUUUUGCUGCAGCAGUGAAGUUUUGUUUUCUCAAGUUUGUAUGAACUUUGUUCCUUUUCUGUUCCGUCAAAGCUUGAGUUGUAAUUUGGAGGUUGUAUACUACACCAGUUGGAUCAUAAUGCUUCAGCAACCUAUGCGGGAUAUGUAUUAACCUA
Lolium rigidum is the source of this 2880-nucleotide messenger RNA. Its product is annotated as glutamic acid-rich protein-like. The transcript is spliced from 3 exons. Bases 38 to 2554 code for a protein of 838 amino acids. Lineage: Eukaryota; Viridiplantae; Streptophyta; Magnoliopsida; Poales; Poaceae. The record is from RefSeq and is a predicted model, not a curated record.